CUUUCAUUCAGUUGUGGAUGAGGUAAUUAGAUUCGUGGUAGAGUGGCAACAAACCUGCCUAAAAGGUUUACCAAGCAAAUAAUUUUGAAAUACGACAUGAAGUGUCCGAAUUGAUUUGCUCGCAUGUCAAAUUUUCAAACACGAAAACUGAGUGGUGUCAGAACCGAGUAGUACUCCCUGACGACUAUUUGCAUAGACCAAUUCGAUCACUGAAAUACGAGACAUCAUCUGUGGUGACUGCAUUCAAGGAAAGAAGGAAUCUGAGCCAAAAUGGACAAUUCAAGCACGCCGACUUCUUUGCCAUUGACAGCGUGUUACCAUCUUCGCCCGUUGGUGAUUAAUACCGUGCGUUAUGAACCAGACAACAAAACGACUUCUGUGACCGUAUUUACUUGUGUAUUUAUGGCAUUGGCAUGUCCCUGUGCAAUUGUUGCAAAUGUCAUGGUGUUCCUUGGCGUUUUAAGAAAACCGGAGUUACGAAACGUUUACAAUACUUCAAUUUUGUUCCUCGCUACCUCGGAUUUGGUAACAGGGUUGGUAACGCAUCCUUCGUUCAUUGCAUAUCAUGGAAGCAAGUUGACGACUCCCAUGCAAGAUUUCUCCUGUAUCGCUUUGGUCAUGUAUACGUACACAAAUUUUAUGUUCACUGGCCUGUCUGUGAUAACAAUAAUUCUUAUCACAUUAGAAAGAUAUCUCGCCAUAUUUCACCCUUAUAAAUAUCAAGCCUUCGUUACAAAGCGUCGCAUCGCUAUAACAAUUUCCCUCGUUUGGGUCGUAUGGGUCGCGUUUAUAACUUUUGUGCGAUUUUCUCCGGAAGCGCGCUCGGGUACACUUGGUGUUAUAGCUGCAAUCCUCCUUAUUCCAUGUAUUUUACUAACAGUUUUUGUGUACUGUAAAGUUUACUGCCUGACUCGACGGAUUCGUGUAUCAAUAGGCCAUGAGUUAACAACGCAAAGAAAUACCGCAGACAUUCAAGAGACGAAGUCGUCAAGGACAGUUGCUUACUUAGCUGGCGCAGUUGUGAUUUGUUUCUUGCCGACAAUUGCGGUCGUAAUAAUUCAGGAAUCAAAAGCAAUUGAUGCGAAUUAUUUCUUUCACUUGCUGUAUCCGCUCACUGAAUCGGCCGUGCUGCUAACGCCCGUGUUCGACCCCAUUAUUUACAUGCUCCGAAGUAGCAAAUUAAAAGCUAGUCUGCGCGAGUUGAUACGCGAUCGAGUGCUAUAUACACAGUCGGCCAACAGAACAAGAGCGACAACAGGACCAACUGUAUCAACAGGAUUAGAAAUGGAGUUGACAGCACAGUCAUAAGACAUGACGCGGUAUAUGUUUAAUCAGGGACACAAAAUGUUUUUAAAGCAAGAGGAGAAGUGUAUGUUAUUUUACUUCCUUGGAGUGUUUCU
This is a messenger RNA of Pocillopora verrucosa, 1400 nucleotides long. RefSeq names its product adrenocorticotropic hormone receptor-like. Gene Ontology annotation, biological process: G protein-coupled receptor signaling pathway. Gene Ontology annotation, cellular component: membrane. The record is from RefSeq and is a predicted model, not a curated record. NCBI's taxonomy places the organism in Eukaryota, Metazoa, Cnidaria, Anthozoa, Scleractinia, Pocilloporidae. Gene Ontology annotation, molecular function: G protein-coupled receptor activity.